GGGCGUGGGCUGACAACGCAGCAAGCGGGCUAACACAGUCCCCUUCCUCGGUAUGAGACACAGGGCUCUUUCUGAUGGUUGAAGCCAGAGUAGUACUAGGUUAUCUUCUCUCGUAAGAUUGUCAGAUGACAGAUGAUAAUUAUUGUACAGAGUAGAGAGCUCACUGGGCUUGCAAUGCAAAGACCUAGGUUCUGUUCCCAGCUUUCCCCUUAACUUUUCAGUGACUUUGGACCAGUUUCUGUGAGCCUCAGUUUCUUGGUUUACAAAAUGUGAGCACCGUUAUCUGCCCUCUUCAGCUCUCAGAACUGUGAGGAUUUUAUGAGGUAGUAUGUGCAAGAUCUUCAUAAACUGUCUCUUGCCAUAGAGGGAGGAUCCUAAUCCUUAAAUGGGGCCAGUUCUCCAGGAGGGUGGGAGAAGGAAGUGAGAUAAAGCUUUUGGAACAUUUUGCUCUGUGAAACGUAGUUCUUUUAUUAGUACUGCUUUAAAGGUAUCUUGUAAAACAAUUCCCCAGCCCAUUAGUAUGGUGUGAAUUGUACACAAACACUACCCUUGGAUUCAGAACCGCCUGGGUUCUGGAUAUUGGGGAGAUUCAGAUACAUGGUACCUGUUUCAGAAAGCUCCAGGCUGUCAAGGAGCCAGCAAGUUAGCAGUGUAACUUAGAAGCAAACCCACGGCUACAGGAGCACAGAAAAGGGAGGACGUCCCAGUUUUCCAGAAAGCACCAUGGCCUGUUUACAAAAGCACUUAAGACAACGAUAGUCGAAAGAAUCCAGUGCCAAAAAGCCCACGCUUUAAGGAUAGACUGAGUUUGAAUUCUGGCUCCACCACUUACUCCUGUGUGACGCUGGAGGCUUCCUUAACCUGUCUGUGCCUUGGUUUCGUCAUGUACAAAAUGGACAUCACAAUAGAACCUGUCUCAUAAUUUUGAGAGCUCUGCACUCAAAACAUAUUUUUAUCAUUUGAUUUUUAAGGGCUUACUUUAAAAUUCCCCCUUGUGGAAUGUAGAUUGGUGUUUAUAACUAAAAUUCCUGCAUUUCUAGAGGUGGAAUCCUGACACAACAGUUUUCCUAUUUAUUUAUAAUAUAGUGAAAACACUUUCAUAGGUUUAUAUUGUAAAACUGCUUUACAGAAAAGUAGUUACGCAGGUCAUACAGUUGUGCAAUAUACUUGUUUGUCAGAUUACCUUUUAUCCUUGGAAACAGGAUUGCAGAAGUAGCAUCAGUAAACAUUAGGUAACCACCAGCUAGAAUUGGUUAAUGUACAGAUCUUGUGAAAUUAAUAGUAAGUGGUUCAAGACAUUGUGUCAUGCUUUGUGAUUCUCCUAUGCUUUCACGUAAACCCUCUCUCAGCCCUUCAGCCCCCCGGUGUGGAAGGCAGGCAGUUGGCAGGCGUAAGCUGCUCUCAGCCUCGGUUUCUGCUCUGAGGCUUGAGGAGGGUCCCAGGACAAGUGUGCCCAGAGCUGGCGCCAGGACCCUUCCUCUGGCUUUGGUCCCCUGGUGGUUCCGGUGGAUCCUAACAAAACGCUUCUAAAGGCUCAGGCAGCUGCCGUCAUCAGGGGAAACAUCAUGUGGAGGAGAAUUUCUGAAUGAACAAGGAGCUUUCAUUGUUGAGGUUCCUCAGUGCUGAACUAACAAGAGGGUACUUCCUUGAACAUAAUGAGGCCAAGUACACAGAAAGAAGAGAAAGAGUGUACACUUGUAUGCGAAUACCAAGAGAAUUGGAAAAGCUCAUGGUUUUUGGGAUCUUCCUGUGCCUGGAUGCGUUUCUGUAUGUGUUCACGCUGCUUCCUUUAAGAGUGUUCCUGGCACUGUUCAGGCUCUUCACUCUGCCUUGUUAUGGCCUAAGGGACAGGCGUUUGCUGCAGCCAGCCCAGGUGUGUGACAUUUUGAAGGGUGUCAUUCUGGUCAUCUGCUACUUUAUGAUGCACUAUGUCGACUACUCCAUGAUGUACCACCUGAUCAGGGGGCAGUCGGUCAUCAAGCUCUACAUCAUCUACAACAUGCUCGAGGUAGCAGAUCGUCUGUUUUCAUCAUUCGGUCAAGAUAUAUUAGAUGCUCUCUAUUGGACGGCAACAGAGCCCAAAGAAAGAAAAAGAGCUCACAUUGGGGUGAUUCCUCACUUUCUCAUGGCUGUUCUCUACGUCUUUUUGCAUGCAAUUCUUAUAAUGGUUCAAGCAACAACUCUCAACGUAGCGUUUAACUCACACAACAAGUCCUUGCUCACUAUCAUGAUGUCUAAUAAUUUUGUUGAAAUUAAAGGAAGUGUUUUCAAGAAGUUUGAGAAGAACAAUCUUUUUCAAAUGUCAAAUAGCGAUAUUAAAGAGCGAUUCACAAAUUAUGUGCUUUUGCUAAUAGUGUGUCUACGGAACAUGGAACAGUUUUCUUGGAAUCCAGAUCAUCUCUGGGUGUUAUUUCCAGAUGUCUGUAUGGUGAUUGCAUCAGAAAUUGCUGUGGAUAUUGUAAAACAUGCCUUUAUCACUAAGUUCAACGACAUUACUGCAGAUGUCUACAGUGAAUAUAGAGCCAGCCUUGCUUUUGACCUUGUUAGUAGUCGACAGAAAAAUGCGUACACUGAUUACAGCGACUCCGUGGCACGGAGGAUGGGGUUCAUUCCUCUCCCACUAGCUGUUUUACUCAUCAGAGUUGUAACAAGCUCAAUUAAAGUUCAAGGAAUCCUGUCUUAUGCCUGUGUCAUACUCUUCUAUUUUGGGUUGAUAUCCCUGAAAGUACUGAAUAGCAUUGUGCUGCUGGGAAAAUCAUGCCAAUAUGUGAAGGAGGCCAAAAUGGAAGAGAAGCUGUUUGACCCUCCCCCCUCCAGCACUCCCUGCAAGCCGUCCAGUAAACCACAGAGCAAGUGCAAACCCUCCCAAGAAGAAACCCUGUCUGCCUCUGUCACCAACCAGCCUAGCCAUCAGAAGGAAAAUGUCAUACCGUUACUUGUGACAAGUAAUUCUGACCAGUUCCUGACAACUCCAGACGGUGAAGAGAAGGACAUAACGCAGGAAAACUCUGAACUGAAGCACAGGUCCUCAAAGAAAGAUCUGUUGGACAUAGACAGGUUCACAAUUUGCGGAAACCGAAUUGACUGAAUUCUGUGGCUUCCUGUGCCAAGCGCCGAGGCCUGGGGCAGCCACAGUGCUGCCAGGGUGGACAGAUGCGAAACGUGGCACUUAUAUAUUUAUUUAAAACUUAAAUUAUUAACAGAAAGCAAAUCUGAGUAGCUUUCUUCCAAUAAUGUGGCCUGGCUGAAGGUCAGGUCAUGGAACAGCAGUGACCUCCAGCCUGGAUGGCGUGGGGAGCCCCUCUUCCCCCGAGAAGCAGCAGUCACUCUGGCCCGAUGGGAACAACCUCGAAUCACUUCAGCUUGGUCCGUCUGUGCUUCCAGAACAUCGGCUUUGGCCGCCGGCCUCUGCAGUGUAAGGGGAUCUACCUGGGAAACGGAAGCUUUCCCCACAACGUUACCUGCCCUGUCCCAUACUAGUUCCACAGACAGUUUCAAACUGCUUCAUCUGCCAAAGCAUUUAAAGAAGUAAUUACACUUAAGUCAAGAUAAAUAUUCUCACCACAGAAUAAUCCUGGAAGAUGUAUCUGAAUUAAUCAGAAUAAAAGGCUACCUUAAAUAAGACAUGAUGAAUAGUAGCAUUUUAUAGGGGAAAACAAGCCCGAAGCCAUUUUGUCUAUUUAAAAAAUAUUAAUUAAUGAAGGUUAUGCAUCACUGAGAAUAUGUUUAUAAUUUUUCAGUUUACUCGUUAAAGCAAAAUGUGAGCCGUGUAUUGUUUAAUUGCAGUGGGUGAAAUAGAAAUUACCUUACAAAGACGUACUUUUUAUACUGAAAAAAGCAGAGCAGGGUUAACUUUAAUGUACAGAUAACUGAUUACACUUUAAAACUAAUUGCUUUAUCAAUUGUUACAGUUAAAAGGAUUUGGUGUUGAAUCGGCUACAGAAUUGUACUCAAUUCAAAGGUGUCAACCUGUAACUGAGAUUUUUAAGUGACAAUUUUAAAGUAAAUAAGUGGAUUGAGCAGUCGUCUUGCUCAGGCUUAUAAAGUGCAUUAGCCUUUCUGUCUGGAGUGCCUGUGCCUGUGCCUGGGGCUGGCCUGUGUCCUAUGGGAGCGUCUGUGUGGGGAUGGCACUACCUGGUGUGCCUGCGCUAGGGGAGGAAGCCAGUGAGGGGUGUGGGUGGCUGACUGGGAGUGGGGACGAGUUUGUGUGUAGAUGUUGGGAACAGCAACCAAAAGGUGCUUUUUGGUUGGUCGAGGUCAAGAUUCCAUGUCUGCUUGCUUAUUAGUUUGUGGCCUGCCUCAUAAGACAAGCUGUUUCCCACUACAUUUUAGCUUGAGAACCCUUCCUGCAUCUUUAUAAAAAUUCUGCAGCCUCCAAUUUCAGAGUGUCCAGGUGUCACUGUUCUUUCCUUUGACCUUUUCAUUCUGAAGUUCGGCUCCUGUGCUGCUAUUUCAGGCACAUGAUGUGCAGAGGUAAAUUUUAGGGGAUUUGUUUCCUGGGUGAAACGUAAAGCUAGCUUGAAUUCUUUGGCUUUUCAUGUGACAUACAAGUGAAUUUUAAUGUUUUGCAUUAAGUGAAGAAAUCUGAAGGUUAAUGCUCACAUGGGAUAAAAGGAAACUGUACAGAAAUGCUUUUGUGAGACCGCGAAGUACUUCGCGUUAAAAAUGAAAAGACUUCUAAGUUGCUUUGUGUGUGUUUCAAUGAAGCACCAUUUUAGAAUUACUUUUUGUUCUCAUCUUCUCUUUUCCACCAAAAAGAACAAUGUCCACAAUGAAUAAGAAUAGUUUUGGGGAAAACUUUGCCAAACAGAGCCCUAAUCGGAGCAAGAAUACGGCAGGGGUGUAUCUUUCACUUCAGCUCGAAUUAUUCUGUGACUGUGCUGUCAAUUCCAUAAGAUUUUAAUUUCCUUUGCAGGAUAUAUUGGGAGUUCGGAAUGAUGUUCAUUUCUUCUGUCAAAAUGGCAUUCAGUACUAAUUUUAUAAGUGCAUCUUGUGUGAAACUCAAUAAAUUCAAUUUUGUAAUCUUUUUUAAAAA
Myotis myotis is the source of this 5035-nucleotide messenger RNA. It is a transcript of the gene TAPT1, whose product is annotated as transmembrane anterior posterior transformation 1. Gene Ontology annotation, biological process: positive regulation of cilium assembly; maintenance of protein localization in endoplasmic reticulum. Gene Ontology annotation, cellular component: ciliary basal body; endoplasmic reticulum membrane. Bases 1586 to 3088 code for a protein of 500 amino acids. NCBI's taxonomy places the organism in Eukaryota, Metazoa, Chordata, Mammalia, Chiroptera, Vespertilionidae. The record is from RefSeq and is a predicted model, not a curated record. The transcript has 14 exons.